This is a messenger RNA of Branchiostoma floridae (Florida lancelet), 1146 nucleotides long. RefSeq names its product lectin BRA-3-like. The record is from RefSeq and is a predicted model, not a curated record. The transcript is spliced from 2 exons. NCBI's taxonomy places the organism in Eukaryota, Metazoa, Chordata, Leptocardii, Amphioxiformes, Branchiostomatidae. The coding region runs from base 216 to 713 and encodes 165 amino acids.
CACCUGGCUAAAUGUCCUGCGUCUGUGUUUUAGGUCACAAAGAGAUAACCUUCCCACGGUUUGCGUAAACAGUGCCAGCGAAGUGACGUAGGUGUGUACAAAACAAGGGCAGGUCGCUGGGUGGGCCCGUCAGUAAGGGAGAGGUUCGGAUUUCGCACUGUGUACACUACUCAUUCACUUCACACAGUGACACGAGGCAGAGGUGACCUAUAGUUAUGCCUGUGCCGCAGAAGAUAUACAACAUGUCUCAAUGUUUCGUCGCCUAUAUCAUGACAUUUGCAGUACUAUGGAGCACUACAGAUGGUAUGCCGACAAACAAAGCACAGUGCCCAGAAGGCUACACGGACGGACAGUUUGCAGAGCUGUGCUUCAGACACGUGAGAACUCCCCUGCCCUACGGCAAGGCCGCGGCAGAAUGUGAUUCGGACGGCGGCAAACUUAUCACAGACAAGAACCGGGCCAAACACAACUAUCUCCUCAAAAGAGACUUCGCUAUGAGUUAUUGGGUCGGGCUAGACGACUUGGAGGAAGAAAAUAGCUUCGUGUGGAACGAUGGAGAAGUACUGACUGACUUCGCCCCCUUCUCGAAAACGUACCCAAACCAACAGAACAAUGACUGUGUAGUUUUGUCCAGACUUACGGACAUGGAGUGGCUUCCAUCUGACUGUCACCAAAACUUUGAGUUUGUCUGCCAAAAGGAACUUCUUUGGUAGCAGUAUAAGGUUAUUUCUGUAUUGCCAUUAUGAAAUUAUGUAACUCUUCGUUUUGUUUUUAGUGAACUAAAUUUAGUAACGUUAUAUUUAUGAGAGGACUCAACGGUUUUUGAAUCAAAAGAAUUUCCAUAAUAGAGUUUAAAGCUGUAUAUACAAGAUGAAUCCAGGAAUACAUGACUUUGAUGAUUCUAAGAUUUAGACAUUUGAUCAAUUGACAGAAAUAUACAACAAUGUGCAAUUCGUGUUAUAUUUUUAUUGAUGUGGUAUGAGUGCCGUAUGUAGAGUGUACAUUUCGAUUAUAUCAUAUAUAUAUAUAUAUACGUUGAGGACAUGAAACGGCCGUUUCGCAAAAGUGUGAUUAUGUAACGUUAUAUUCAAAACCAAAUGUUGUCAUAUGGUGAAAAUAAACACUUUCUGUGAUGUAUUCUAUGGA